Molecule: messenger RNA, 651 nt
Organism: Porites lobata
Lineage: Eukaryota; Metazoa; Cnidaria; Anthozoa; Scleractinia; Poritidae
Source: the annotation of a GenBank genome assembly
AUGGAUCUUGCUAAGCUUGGCUAUCAGCAGGUUUUAGAAGAGGGUGUCGGUGUCGUGCCAACCUUAAAAACCACCAGCGUUGCAAACAAACAAUCCAGAGAACGAUUAACAGAGGGAUGGGCGUUGCGACCAGCUAAGAAGGCGUACCGUUUUAGUGAAAAGCAGAAGGCCUACCUCACUGCUAAAUUCAACAUUGGUCAGUCCACUGGACGGAAAGUUGACGCAAGUCUUGUAGCACGUGAUAUGAGACGUGCCCAUGGUUCGAAUGGCGAGCGGCUUUUUAAAUCAGCUGAAUUUCUGACCUCUCAGCAGAUAUCUUCAUAUUUCUCUCGCCUUUCCGCGACAACUCGCCAACAGACCCUCACCCAUGAAGCCGACCUUACCGCCAUUGAAGAUGAAAUAAACUUUUCCACGGCCAGAGACCAAGUGAUGGCUUCUGUCACACUCCAACAUCCCAUUGUUUUUGACCAGUACAACAUCUGUGCCAUGGCAGAAGAAGACACAUUAAAGAGCUUGAAGGUUUCGUUGCUUCAGGUGAUUUGUCAAGGCCUCAAUCUUGACAUUCCCGAUCAACCAAUUCGCCGUAAAGCUCCAUACCUGAAGUUGCUCAAAGAAGCCAUCAGUAAUUGUGGAUGCCAAAGCCAAGGCUGA